Folsomia candida is the source of this 1115-nucleotide messenger RNA. RefSeq names its product BTB/POZ domain-containing protein At4g08455. The transcript has 3 exons. Gene Ontology annotation, cellular component: cytoplasm. Gene Ontology annotation, molecular function: ubiquitin protein ligase binding. NCBI's taxonomy places the organism in Eukaryota, Metazoa, Arthropoda, Collembola, Entomobryomorpha, Isotomidae. The coding region runs from base 93 to 692 and encodes 199 amino acids. Gene Ontology annotation, biological process: proteasome-mediated ubiquitin-dependent protein catabolic process; regulation of proteolysis. The record is from RefSeq and is a predicted model, not a curated record.
GGCCCGUUUGUCACUCUCUGUUCCUUCGUUCUCUUAAAACGAACUUCAAUCUACUUACAUACUAACAUUGUUAGUCUAACAAAUAAUAAAUAAUGCAGCGUACCAAGCAAAUGGCUUGUAAAUCUACUGGAGGGGUUCCUAGAAAUUUGGUUUUCCCAUGCGUGCAUAAUUCCGGGUGGAACAAGGCCAACGACGCCAGGGUGGGGUUGUCGACGGAUUUAAGCAUUCUGCUAAAAUCAGGGACGUACGCUGAUGUCACGUUGAGAGCGAGCGAUGGCGAGACCUUCCCGGCGCAUAAGGCCAUCUUGUCAGCGCGAAGUCCCUUCUUCUGGGCAAUGUUUGAAUCCCAGGUGUCCGAUGGUGUGACUCGCCACGUGAUUAUUGGCGACAUGAGUGGGCCGGCGUUAGGAAUUUUGCUCAACUUUGUGUACACCGCGGAAUUCGAUUCGACAGGGAGAAAAGAUGGCCUUGUUUGGCAGGACGUUUAUGCCGAGGUGCUAAGUGCCGCUGCAAAGUACAAGCUUCCGAUAUUGAAGGACCAGUGCGACCAGCAUCUCGUGAAGGUUUGCAACGCGGACAAUUCUCUUGCCCUCCUUUGCCUCGCCAAGCAACAUAAACUCGUCCACGCGGAGGAGGAGGUCAAAGAUUGGAUCGCGGACAAUCUGGACGACGUCCUUGAUGCAGACCUCUGAGGGGAAGGGAACCAAAUUUAUUUUACUACAUUAUUAUUUGUAAUAUUAUUAUUUUUUAAAUAACGUUUCAUUCAUAAGUUGUGAGCGGAUGGUAUUUUCUUCGCCUUAUUCACCAUGUCAUUUUUUUCUACAAUACUAUAGCCAAUACUAUUCUUAAGUUUGAAAUUAGUGAGGUUUGGACCUUAAACCUAAAAUACAAGAGUUUUCAAGAGCUACCGGCAACCUUAUGUCUGUAUGUAAUUUUGAAUUAUGCGCUGGUAGUUUAGUUUUUGUAGACAAAAAAUGUAAUGCUACAUAUUUACUUUGCGAAUACAAUAUCAGCAUUGUUUUAGAGGAAGGGACAAAUUUGUCGGUACAAAUAAGUGUAAAUAGCUAAAUAAAGUACGAGAAAUUCGGUAGUCAUAUUUUUACUUACACACAUAA